UGACACAAAUCAGCCGUUCCAGCUCAAAUGGCAACAAGUACAUUAUCCAGCAACCAUUCGGCGCAGCAGACAGACAGACACCCUCACUCCAAGCCGCUGAAGAUGAAGGCAGCAUGCAUCGUCCUCACAGUGCUGAUUCUCAUGGCAAUCAUGGCGGUCUGCGUCAUGGUCAAAUUCGCCACCGACAUCACGGUAGAAGAGAGGAAGAGGGAGUUCUCUCAAGGAGGCUCCAUCCACCAGUAUGCGAAGUCCAUGGGCGUGAUCUCCCUCCAUGAGAACUCCACGAUGCACCACGCUGCGAGGUUCCCCUACGUGGCAGCCAUCACGAGGAACACCUCCACGCUGUGGUCGUUCGCUUGCUUCGCCAGUGUGGUGCUCAUCAAGUGGGUCGUCACUUCUGCGCACUGCAGACGGCCCAGCACCACGCACCGAGUGCUCCUCUUCUACGACUUCGCCCGCAACUACACCCACACGUACCCCAUCCUCUUCUGGAGACUCCACGAGAAAUUCAACACCAGCAACCCGACCCCGCUGUACGACAUCGCCGUCGCCAAGCUGAACGUCGAGUUCCGCCCCUUCAUCAUCAAGCCCGCAGUCAUCGACGACAGACAGGCCUUCGCCAUGGAAUCCAGCAUCUGGAAGACUGUCUCCACCAUGGACAAGAAGCUGUUCCUCACGAACGACUUCGACAAAUACACCUUCAACAUUGCUGAUCCGAAGAAAUGCCUUGAAGGUUACGGAGUGGAUGUUGAUGAUAGUAUGAUAUGUGUGGAUAUGUCUGAGCAUGAGGACUGCUUUAUACACGAGUUUGGACCUUUGUACUUUGGGGAUAAGGUCGUGGGUAUCCUGGCGGUGAAGCCGCGCGACUGCGACAUGAAGCUCUCCAUCUUCACCAACGUGUCGUACUACACCAACUGGAUCCUCCACGCGACACACAUCAGCUUCUACGGAUGAUAGCUUUUGAUCUCUUA
Molecule: messenger RNA, 971 nt
Organism: Spodoptera frugiperda (fall armyworm)
Lineage: Eukaryota; Metazoa; Arthropoda; Insecta; Lepidoptera; Noctuidae
Product: kallikrein-11-like
Exons: 2
Coding region: 28-954 (308 amino acids)
Biological process (GO): proteolysis
Molecular function (GO): serine-type endopeptidase activity
Source: RefSeq, a predicted model, not a curated record